AUGUGGGUAUUUGCGACAGAUGACAAUGCCGUGAAAGCAGCUGUGGAUGUUGACCCCAAUCAUACCAUCUUCGAACUGAAGACGAUGCUUCAACGCUUCUAUUGCUGUGAGCCAGAAUUCAUGGUCCUCACAUAUAAUGGCUAUGAAUUGGAGCGAGAAAUGACUAUUCACGAGUGUGGAAUCACAGAUAGGUCUCAGGUGUACGUGCAUACACGGCUGAUUAGUGUGUAG
Giardia duodenalis is the source of this 231-nucleotide messenger RNA. RefSeq names its product Ubiquitin family protein. NCBI's taxonomy places the organism in Eukaryota, Fornicata, Diplomonadida, Hexamitidae. The transcript has a single exon. The record is from RefSeq and is a predicted model, not a curated record. Gene Ontology annotation, molecular function: protein binding. The coding region runs from base 1 to 231 and encodes 76 amino acids.